Messenger RNA from Hyposmocoma kahamanoa, 730 nucleotides. RefSeq lists its product as uncharacterized. The transcript has 4 exons. The record is from RefSeq and is a predicted model, not a curated record. Lineage: Eukaryota; Metazoa; Arthropoda; Insecta; Lepidoptera; Cosmopterigidae. The coding region runs from base 1 to 399 and encodes 132 amino acids.
AUGGAUGGAAUUACUAUGGAUCAUGAAAACGAAUUACUGGAAAAAAUCUUUUUCAAGCUGCAGUACUUGGAUCGAACGAUAUGUGAUGAGUUUUAUCAAAGACUCCUGGCGAAUGAUCCAGCAGACAUGAGGGAAAAACCAGUAGAUUACCAUUGCGCGUUUAGUGUAGAUCCGCCAAAAAAUUGCACCUGGGAGAAUGGUAUGGCAAUGGCUUCUAAUGCCAGUGGAUAUUGGAUAUUGGUAGGCUUGAGUAUAAGCGGUCCCAAUUGUAGCUACCCUGGGCGUUUUAUAGAUAUCACCCAAUAUACAUUAUGGAUGGAAUCGUUCUCCACGCUCGGAGAUGAUGAUCUUUUUUUUAAGGACGACAUUUUUAAUAGUCAAUUUCACACAGGGAGAUAGCUGUGAUACAUUUAGGUGAAUGUUAAAGUUGCCCUAGAUUGGUAUUACAUUCGCAGGUUCGAGGCGCAGGUGGAGUAAUUUCACAAAAAAUAUCAUAGUAGUUCAACGUUGUAAUUAAAAAAGCGACAUCUCUUGUCAACCUCUGGUAGCCGUAAAGGUACCUGGCUGAGUGGAUAAAAACUUACAUAGAUUUCCCAUAAAUGGCGCUACAAAACAAAGCUCUGUAACAAAACGCAUAGAGAAAUUUGUAAGGUGCAGACCUUCUUCCAUCUUGACUCGAUCUGUAACUUAGGUAGACCGGUUGCCCUAGAUUGGCAUUACAGACGAAGGU